UUGUCAUGGUAACAGAGGCGGGUGAGAAGCUCUCUAGACACACAGUCACUAAGCCAAACAUUACUACGUGAAUAUUGGCACACAGAGCGAACAAACCCAACCCGCUCUUCACAUCAUGGACACACACACUUUGGUUCAGCUCACUCUUACAUUCAAUGUCUGAACAAGGAUGGGGGCCUGACCACUGAAGGUCUCGCUACCAUGUCCACCGUGACGAAUCAACCUCUUCCCUACGGCCAACUGGAACGAGAGAAUCACAUCCGCGUGAUUUUCCGAGCCUUCCAGAAUAAAUGCACUCCUGUGUGCGAGUGCCAACCUCACCCACACGGAUGCAAAGCUUUUCAAAUGUCAGCCGAGCAGGUCCCGGGUGCGCCGAGGAGCGAGGAUGGCGCGGGAGGCUCCUCCAACUCUUUGAGCGUGCUGGAUGAUGUCAGUCAGUUUCAUAUCACUGCCAGACCGCAACUUGAGGGUCCGCAGUGUGUUCCUCAGAGGACCUACAGCAUUGCCACGGGAGCCAGCAGGUUCCAGUUGUUUGUGGCAGUGGAAGAGAGUUCAUGCGUGUGCCUUCAGUGUUGUGGUCCAGCUCGAUCCUGCUCCUUGCAGGGCUUCGACCAGCAGGGCCACCAGGUUUUCUACUUGGACAGACCUCUCAGGAUGGAUGCCUGCUGCCUUGGCUGUUGCCUGAUGGAAAUAAGCGCCUACACGGGCCAGAAGCAGCUCAUCGGCACCGUGUGCCAAAGGUGGAGCAUGUUCACGCCUCUCUUCGAAGUCAAAAACUCCCACGGAACGUGUGCCGUCCGAAUUCAAGGCCCAUGCUGCCCAAUUCGCUGCUUGUCAAAUCAGCAAUUUCAGAUUGUCUCCAAUAUUGGUGAGGACAUCGGGACCAUAUGGAAGAAAUGGCCCGGCUUUCACCAAGAGCAUAACAUGGACCAUGAAUAUUUUGGGAUGGAAGUGCCACUUGAGAUGGAUUCACAAACUAAACUGUUGCUACUGGCAGGCACAUUCUUACUGAAUUACAUGUUUUUUGAGAUGAGCUGAAGGACGAUAACUUACAGGUAAAAUGUUCAAAUUCAUUUGACUUAAAUAUUAACUGAAUUAUUAUAACAAUCACUUCUGUUUUUAACAUCUUUAUUCUUAAUUUUAUUUUGCCAAGGAAAACAUCUUCUGGACUGCUAUGAGGAAAUUCUAGUCCAAUUUUAUUUAUGAUAUAUAAAUUUUAAUUUUUACAAUACUCUUCUCUGUGGUGUUAAACGUACAAGAUAUUUUUAUUUUCAAUUUACAGUGACUUUGAAAGUAUUCAAGGCAGACGCUUUAUUAGCAGCAGCUGCAUAUUUAUUGCUUUUCAUCCAUUUAACGUACAUCCAUCUUCCCCAAUCGUCACCACCAAACAAAGGUGGCGUUACAGUUUUUCCAAUAGGAAAAUUGGAAAAAAACAAAACAAAAAAACUUCAGUGGAUUCAUCACACUCAUGGAUAUAAAAUGAUAAAAGCAGAAAAUGUCCGUAUUGUAAAUGGUUGACGGCAUUAAAGCACAGCCCAUUUCCUUGGACUAGUUGAGAACAGCGUAGCAGUCCCUUCGUAAGAUUUCCGAGUAUGUGUAAGUGUGCCUUUUCCUCUCUUUUUGGAAUUCUACUUCCAGGUCAGAGAAGGAGAAUCCUGGCUGAUUCAAUCUUCAGCAAUCUGUCUUUACAGAUAAAUGAUAACAGUAGAAAGUCAAGUUGGACAGAAGAAUCGCAGUUAAAACACAGCACAGUAUUACAAGAACUUCCACCACAAACCCUGUUUGAGUCCCGAGAGCGGUCGAGGAAGUCAUGUGACGUGAACAAUUAGAAAAGGGUUGAUGAAUUCAGCCAAGAACACUUUUUGUCAACAGCUUUUGAGCAAAUAGCCGAACAACAGUCCGCUAAACUUCAACUUGCUAGAAAAAACGAUUU
Messenger RNA from Syngnathus typhle (broad-nosed pipefish), 1933 nucleotides. Its product is annotated as phospholipid scramblase 2. The coding region runs from base 202 to 1038 and encodes 278 amino acids. Gene Ontology annotation, biological process: plasma membrane phospholipid scrambling. The record is from RefSeq and is a predicted model, not a curated record. The transcript is spliced from 8 exons. Gene Ontology annotation, molecular function: phospholipid scramblase activity. Lineage: Eukaryota; Metazoa; Chordata; Actinopteri; Syngnathiformes; Syngnathidae. Gene Ontology annotation, cellular component: plasma membrane.